This is a messenger RNA of Adineta steineri, 909 nucleotides long. Lineage: Eukaryota; Metazoa; Rotifera; Eurotatoria; Adinetida; Adinetidae. The record is from the annotation of a GenBank genome assembly.
AUGGCUGCUGAAUUUACUGAUGAGUCGCAACAUGUUUCUCGAUUCUCUGAUUUUACUUCAGAACCAAGACGAAUGCUUUCACCUAUCCUAGGCUAUGAGAAAGAGCCUCUUGUUUCUCUGGAAGAAGCCAUUCAUCCUCUCAUUUUACUUGUUCCUGAAGUUGAACGCAUGGUUUGGACAGUAAAACAAAAUCAUUUCGAUGGUGCACACGGUUUAACUGACGAUGAAGCAGCGUCGAUUAUACUUUAUACCAUGGAAUGGGAACCAAAACAUAACUCGUUUUAUAUCAUUUUUAACAAUACUUUACAAGCAGCUAACCGACAAUUACUGAAACCAUGGUUUCUUUAUCUUCGUCUCAUUAUGACGUCUUUAGCCAAACUUCCAUCAGACUCUGAUCAACUUACUGUGUAUCGUGGAGUCAAACUUGAUUUAAGUACACAAUAUCAGAAAGGAAGUACAGUCACUUGGUGGGGUUUUUCAUCUUGCACAAGGUCUAUCGAUGUUUUAGACAACGAAAAAUAUUUGGGGCAAAGUGGAACAAGAACAUUAUUUAUCAUUGACUGCUCUUCUGCCAAAAGUAUAAAACAAUAUUCACUUUUUCCAGAAGAAGAAGAAGAAGUACUGCUUCCUCCAGCUCGACAAUUUCAAGUGAUCGAUUCUCGUAAUUCAGCCAACGGCCUUCACAUUAUACAACUCAAAGAAAUCCAACCCGAAUUUCCACUCAUUAAUCCUGUACCACAAUCUUCAACACUUCAAGAUCCACCAAUACCGGUUAAACCCCCUAAAUGUAAUGAUCCCAAUUUACAGAAGUACAUUGACGCAAUGUAUCUUGACCAGGUACUUACUAUAUUCAAACAAACUUCUCCUCAGCAACCAUACAACCCUGAAUCAAACUUCUCCCAAUCUUAA